Molecule: messenger RNA, 2959 nt
Organism: Zingiber officinale
Lineage: Eukaryota; Viridiplantae; Streptophyta; Magnoliopsida; Zingiberales; Zingiberaceae
Product: auxin response factor 18-like
Exons: 7
Coding region: 461-2605 (714 amino acids)
Biological process (GO): regulation of DNA-templated transcription; response to hormone
Cellular component (GO): nucleus
Molecular function (GO): DNA binding; protein binding
Source: RefSeq, a predicted model, not a curated record
AGAGGUGUUGGCAGUAGCGAGAGAAGCCCCUUUGGCGAGCGCUGCGCUCUCCCUCCGUGUGAUCACCAGCGAGUGCGAGGGCGAUGCAGACUGCGUUCAUGUGGGAAAAGGGUGGAUCUUAGUCUGGGACGGAAGCUAGAAGAGCGAGGCUAGAACCUGUUGCAUCGUUCUCUGCCGAUCCUGGAGCGAGAAGAAAUGCAUUUGGUGGUUUUGUUGUGAUAGAUUUGCUUACCCUAUUUCUACAAUUGGAUCAGCAGGGAACCAGCUGGGUUCUGGAGUGUAGUAUCUGUCUGGGUGUCGAAUUGAGCUCCUAUCUUCUGGUUGCGCCUUGCUGUGUAGUUCUCUUCAUUGUUUGAUUGUGACAGUUCUGUGCACAAAGAAGUGCACAGGGCAGAAGCUCGUUUGGAUCUUUAAAUUUAUUGAUCGAGAGAGUUGGAGACCAUCUGGAAUUGUCUUGCUCAUGCUCACAUUUGACAAUUUGAUGAAAGAAUCGUCCAUGAAGCAAACGGACAAGUGCCUGGACUCCCAAUUAUGGCAUGCCUGUGCUGGUGGUAUGGUUCAGAUGCCAGUGGUGAACUCCAAGGUCUACUAUUUUCCUCAGGGUCACGCUGAGCACGCCCAGGAAUUUUCUGAGUUUGGCAACUCCCAGCGGAUUCCACCCCUUAUACCUUGCCGUGUGACCGCUGUUAAAUUCAUGGCUGAUUCAGACACUGAUGAGGUAUUUGCUAAGAUCUGCAUGGUUCCUCUGAGGCCAAACGAAUCAGAUUAUGCUGAAGAUGAUGACUUAGGUCUUGGUAUCAAUGGUGUUGACUCACAAGAAAAACCGGCGUCUUUCGCGAAAACACUAACUCAAUCGGAUGCCAACAAUGGUGGCGGCUUCUCUGUUCCUCGCUAUUGUGCUGAGACAAUCUUCCCACGUUUGGACUAUUCAGCUGAGCCCCCUGUGCAGACUGUCCUUGCAAAGGAUGUGCAUGGCGUAAUUUGGAAAUUUAGGCACAUAUACAGGGGCACGCCUCGCAGGCAUCUGCUCACUACUGGGUGGAGUACUUUUGUCAACCAAAAGAAAUUAGUUGCAGGGGAUUCAAUUGUGUUCUUGAGAACAGAGAAAGGGGAUCUUUGUGUGGGAAUACGCCGAGCUAAAAGGGGUGGGAUUGGUGGAGGUUCAGAGAUCCAUUCAGGAUGGAAUCCACCAAAUGGGAGUUCAGCAUCCAACUACGGAGGUUUCUCUAUCUUUCUCAGGGAGGAUGAAGGUAAAUUAAUGAGGGGAAAUGUGAAUAGUGGUGGUAUGAGGAUGAGUGGAAGGGUGAGAACUGAUUCUGUAACUGAAGCAGCAACUCUUGCAGCUAGUGGACAACCUUUUGAGGUUGUGUACUAUCCCAGAGCAAGCACACCAGAGUUUUGUGUGAAAGCUGCAUCAGUAAAAGCAGCAAUGAGGAUCCAGUGGUGUCCUGGUAUGAGAUUUAAGAUGGCCUUUGAAACUGAGGAUUCUUCUAGGAUUAGUUGGUUCAUGGGAUCUAUAUCUGCUGUUCAGAUUGUAGAUCCCAUACGAUGGCCUAAUUCGCUUUGGAGACUUCUACAGGUGACAUGGGAUGAACCAGAUUUGUUACAAAAUGUAAACCGUGUAAACCCAUGGUUGGUUGAACUGGUCUCAAACAUGCCUUCCAUUCAUCUGGCACCUUUCUCUCCAAGGAAAAAGCUCCGCAUUCCCCAACAUCCUGAUUUUCCUCUAGAGGGCCAACUUUCAACACCCAUGUACCCCGGGAACUCUUUUGGUCACAGCACAAGUCCUUUAUGCUGUUUCCGAGACAGUACCCCUGCAGGCAUACAGGGAGCCAGGCAUGCCCAAUUUGGUAUAUCUUUAUCAGAUCUCCACAUUAACAAACUGCAGACAGGAUUAUUCCAUGCUGGAUUUCACCACCUUGAUCGCACCACCUCAGUUCCUAGAAUUUCGACUGGACUCAUUGUUAAUACUCCUGCCACUGACAACAAUAUCUCUUGUUUGCUAACGAUUGGAAAUAAUUCCAAGAGCACAAGAAGCUCCUUGAACACUAAACCUCCACAACUAGUGCUUUUUGGGCAGCCAAUACUGACUGAGGAGCAGAUAUCUCUGAGCAACUCAGGAGAAAUUGUGUCACCUAAGGCCACCGUAAACAGUUCUGAUCAGAAUAUAGAGAAAUCGUCGAAUGCAUCAGAUAGUAAUGACUUUGCUACAAAUAAGAAUGUGGUUCCUGUCAAUUCAUCCUGUGAUGGAUUCCAAUGGUACAAAGACCAUCGUGUGUCAGAGCUUGGCCUGAAAACUGGGCAUUGCAAGGUUUUCAUUGAGUCAGACGAUGUCGGCCGCACCCUUGAUCUUUCCAUAUUUGGUUCGUACGAAGAACUUUAUGGAAGGCUGGCUGAUAUGUUUGGAAUUGAAAAAACUGAGAUGAUGAGCCAUGUGAUUUACAAGGACGCUGCUGGUGCAGUUAAACACACAGGAGAUGAACCCUUCAGUGACUUCAUGAAAGCAGCAAGAAGGCUCACAAUAUUGACAGAUUCAGGCAGCGACAACAUUGGAAGAUUGGUAGUACCUGGACCACUCAACGCAAACUUGCAGUGCUGCAGUUGAUUCACAAAACUCUCCAGAGCUGCACGAAGCGAUCCCGUUGAAUCUCUGUCUGUUCGUCGUGUGUGGGAAAAAAACAAGUCGAGCAGAUGCCAGGAUUCUCCUCUUUGCUCAUGUGGCAAUUCCAUGACUUAGUUUACUUUAGAAAAAAAAACAAAUGUACACCUCAAGGUGCUUCGAUUGCACACUAGUGCAGGGAUUGUUGACAAUGUAAUAAUAUCUACCCAGUUAAGAUGCUGACCACUGAAUUGUUUCUUAAUUAUAUAGUACAAAUUGGCUAGGUGGUUGAGUUUUCUGUACUCCAGAGUAUGAUUGCCUUCUAACCAUUUGAUUAAUCUAAUUGCCAGUCACCACCAA